This is a messenger RNA of Caenorhabditis sp. 36 PRJEB53466, 1475 nucleotides long. Lineage: Eukaryota; Metazoa; Nematoda; Chromadorea; Rhabditida; Rhabditidae. The record is from the annotation of a GenBank genome assembly.
AUGAAACGGACGUUCCGCGGGCCUUUCAUCUUCAUUCUUGGCGUCACUUUCUCCGGAUUCAUCUUCUCAAUGCACUAUACGCGGAGCAGAGAGUUAACGGUUAGUCCCACGGUAGAAAUGAAACGAGAGAAAAAUGAAAGGAUUCAGGAGCAGAGAAGUGUGUCACGGAUGUUCCCUGACGCUUCAUCUCCUGUACUUCCUCCCAGUUCGGCGACAGAUCAGAGCUCUUGUGAAUGUGUCUCUGAGGCAACGGGAAAGAAGUACCACUUCUGUUACGUCGAUCCGCAGAAUCCGCAGUCUGUUGGCAAGAAAUUCGAUUGUGCUCAUCUGAAACAUUUGGAGAAGCUCAGUGAGUUGUUCGAUUAUAGAAUCGGACCUUGCCGCAUCCUGUAAAGAUCGUAUCCCAAAAACCUACUAUACGGUUGUUUCGCUGAACUUCAGUUCAAAAAGUAUUCCAUAGACAUGUUUGCUUGUCAAUUUCCAAAGCAAACAUUAAUCAUAUUCAGUCUACAGAAAGAUGACCUUGUUUUGCAGAUCUCGUCGAGAACCCGGGCCCAUUCGUGAACCUUUCCGAUUCGAUAAAAAACGAACAAGAAGUGGUGUUCUGCUCGGCCGUCUCCGACAAUCAUUUCAACGAAGGGACCCAUUCUCUGGCGUCUCUCCGCCAGUUUUAUCCCAAAAGAAAGUACAUCAUCUAUGGGCUAGACCUGAACAAUCUCUACGCGGACUACUUUAAAAAGGAUGCGAAUGUGGAGUAUCGGCACUUUAACACUUCCGGAUAUCCGGAGUACGUGGGCGCGUGGAUGGAGUACAGAUUCAAGCCGUUGAUUCUGGCGGAAGUGAUGAAGGAGCACGCGAGCAUCUGGUGGAUGGACGCGCACAUCGCCGUCAAAAAGCCAAACAUGACGAAUGAGUUGUUCAGGGAAAUCGCCGAAAACCGGAAAAAUGCGAGCCAACCGCUGGUGAGCAACGUGAAAAAGUCCUUGAUAACCACUGAUCUCCGUUGCAGCCUUCGCCGAUCGUUUUCUUCAUUCAUGCCAGUCACAGUAACUUCGCAGUCAUGUUUCCACGUACUUUACAUCUGUCAGUUAUGUUCCUAAUCAUCUAAUUUCAGAACUGCUCGACUAUUUCCCAUCUAAUUCGGUUCCCUUGCUCAAAAACGAAGAGCACGGCUCUCAACUCGGCGCCAACACAUUUUACGUGGCACGGACAGAGUACACGGUCAAGAUCUUCAAAUGGUGGAUCCUGUGCGCCCUCGAUAAAACGUGCAUGAGCCCGCCGGGCUCGCAGGUCUUCUGCAGAUUCGGUUCAAAUCGAUUCGACGUCUUUGCGAACUGUUAUAGGUCCGUUUUCGAGGCAAUUAAAUGCAGCAAGAGAAACGUUUCAGGUUCGACCAAUCGGUGAUAAACCUGCUUCUUCUCAACGACUUUCAAGACCAUCACAAGUACUACUCAAAACUCGGAUAUCUCUUUUAG